Messenger RNA from Lotus japonicus, 618 nucleotides. RefSeq names its product probable small nuclear ribonucleoprotein F. The record is from RefSeq and is a predicted model, not a curated record. Gene Ontology annotation, biological process: spliceosomal snRNP assembly; mRNA splicing, via spliceosome. Gene Ontology annotation, molecular function: RNA binding. The transcript has 5 exons. The coding region runs from base 152 to 418 and encodes 88 amino acids. Gene Ontology annotation, cellular component: catalytic step 2 spliceosome; U1 snRNP. Lineage: Eukaryota; Viridiplantae; Streptophyta; Magnoliopsida; Fabales; Fabaceae.
CCCAAAGAAUGUUGGGUCUUCACUACCACACAGGCCCAUUCCGUAUUGGGAACUUCUCCUUCCCUAUUCCCUUGUGUGAAACCCUAAUUUCAGUCUCAAGCUCAAGCAGAAGAGAGUCUCUGCGCGUUUUGCGAUUUCCAACCCUUCUACAAUGGCGACUAUACCAGUCAAUCCCAAGCCUUUCCUGAACAAUUUGACUGGGAAACCAGUUAUUGUGAAACUUAAGUGGGGAAUGGAGUACAAGGGAUAUCUUGUUUCAGUUGAUUCCUAUAUGAACUUGCAGCUGGCCAACACUGAAGAGUACAUUGAGGGACAGUUUACUGGAAAUUUAGGAGAAAUAUUAAUCAGAUGCAACAAUGUCCUCUACCUUCGUGGAGUACCAGAAGAUGAAGAAAUUGAAGAUGCUCCAGAAGACUAGAAUGAUAAAAGCUUCUUUGUUAUGACAUAAUUAAAACUUAAUUUUUUUCUGUCAUUGUAACUUUACUUAAAUGCAGCUUUGCAUUUUGUAGUUAUGUGUAGAGAUAUGGAUCCAUGAUGCACUCCAAACAGCGUUCCCAUCUUUAGAUUGUUCACAUUUCUUGGGGUGAUUUUAGGGAAAUCUGACGUUGCUUUGAUGCU